Ananas comosus (pineapple) is the source of this 5201-nucleotide messenger RNA. Its product is annotated as putative disease resistance protein RGA3. The record is from RefSeq and is a predicted model, not a curated record. Gene Ontology annotation, molecular function: ADP binding; protein binding. The coding region runs from base 487 to 4542 and encodes 1351 amino acids. The transcript is spliced from 2 exons. Gene Ontology annotation, biological process: defense response to other organism. NCBI's taxonomy places the organism in Eukaryota, Viridiplantae, Streptophyta, Magnoliopsida, Poales, Bromeliaceae.
GAAGGCCCCCGCCAAACGCGGGGAGGCCCCCUGGUGCUCGGCGGGCGCACAUGGUAGCUCUCUCUCUCUCUCCUUCUACUCUGCUCUCUCUCUCUCCCUCUGUUCUCUCUCUCCCCCUCUGUCUGUACGCUCUCUCUCUCUCUCCUCCCUCUGUUCUCUCUCUCCCUCUCUCUCUCGCGCGAGGCACCCGCAAAACGCGGGGAGCCCGCUGCAGGGCGGGGGUUCGCUGCGGAGGCGACGGGUGGCGGGUUGAGGGUUCGCCUUUUAUUAGUUGUAUAGAUUAUUAAGUCGAGUCAAGAAUCAAGAUUGGACAGAUUAAAUGCUUUACCAAAUCACCACUACCAAAACUACCACUCAGCUGGGGGGAUAUUUUCCUUCGCGACGACGCGGUUUGUUGGAGCGCCUUUUCAACCUCUAUCCCCAGCUCACUCCAAAGAACUCUCAUACUGUCGUCGUCGUCGGCGCUAUCAUCCGACCGGCGAAUCGAUGGCAGAAGCGGCGGCGAUCAUCUCGGGAUUCAAAUGGUUGGCUCCUGUCGCGAUCAAGCUCCUCAAGAAGGGCUACACCUUCAUCGCGAUGGAUGUGGAUGAAAAGAUGCGGGAUCUGCAAAAUAUGGUCAUCCCCCAAAUGGAGAUGCUGAUUGAUGCCGCAGAAAAUCACCCGCAUAAAGACCAACUCCAUGGUUGGCUGCGGACCCUCGAGAAAGCAGUUUACGAAGCAGAGGACGUGCUGGACCUGCACGACUAUUACUUUCUCAAAAAAAAAGUGAAGAGUAGUGCAGGAGGAAUCAAGGUACGUCUUGAAUCUCUUCCUCCAAUCAAAUACUUAUCAAAAAAAAUUAGUAGAAAGCUGAAAAACAGCUUAAGUAGAAAGCUGAAAAACAGCUUGGUUAAGCUGGAGAAGACUGUUGUGAAAGCCAGAGAAUUUUGGCAAUCCUUGCCUGGAGGGAGUAGUAAUGUAAGGGGGUCCGAAACACGUCGGAGGGUCACCACCACCUCGCUGCCCCCGCACAAAGUGUUCGGCCGAGACAAGCAGCGUGAUCAUAUCGUUGACCUCCUGCAUAAGACGGCUGGGCUCGAACCUGAAUCUAGCUCUGUUAAAUGCUAUUCUGUCGUAGCCAUCGUUGGUCUAGGAGGAGCUGGGAAGACGACUCUUGCACAAUAUGUCUGUGAUUAUGAAAAAAAUCAAGAACCCAAGCAUUUCGAUGUCAUCAUGUGGGUUCAUGUAUCUGAGAGAUUGGAUGUCGAAAUGUUGAUAAAAAAAAUGGUGGAGUCGGCAUCUGGAGAGGAAUGCCCUGACCUUAAUAAUCUCGACACCCUUCAAAAAAAAUUGGAAGGUUCCCUAACAUCAAAAAUGUUUUUACUCGUAUUGGACGAUGUAUGGAGCAAGAAAGGGGCAGCCGAGCUGCAGUGGGAGCAGUUACUCGCUCCUUUAAAAAAGGGCAAUAGAGGAAGUAAGAUCUUAAUGACGACCCGUGAGAAGGGCAUAGCGGAUAGUUUAGGCGCUAGAGACAUUUUAGACCUAAAAGAACUAGAAAAAAGCGACUUCUUGUCCUUGUUCAGGUACUAUGCCUUUGGCGAUGCCAAAAUUGAUGAUAACAGCCUAUACAAAGAAUUAGAAGAGAUCGUGAGCCAAAACGAACCGAAGCUGCAUGGCUCUCCCUUAGCGGCGAGAAUGGUUGCUAGUCAGCUACGCAAAAGUACAUUUAAAAGGACGGAUGUGGAUGUUUGGAAGAGGACUUUAAGUGAUGACCUAUUGAAAGACACUAUGAAGUCUCUGUUGUGGAGUUAUCAAAACCUAGAAGCACAUUUGCAGAGGUGCUUCCUAUAUUGCAGUCUAUUUUUUAAGGGUCAGAAAAUCUCGCGCAAGAAGCUAAUUCACCUGUGGGUCGCCAAUGGCAUCAUCAAGACAGUGGAUGAGAGCAAGAGCUGCAAGACAAUUGAGGAUAUAGGCCAAGAUUACUUUGAUGAAUUGCUAUCCAGCUCUUUCUUUCAACCGACAGAGGACGAUGAUCUCUACAUUGUCCAUGAUCUAUUGCAUGAUCUAGCAGAGAUGGUUUCUAAAGGUCAAUUUCUUAGAGUUGAUGGAAAUUUGACAGAGGCAGUAGGACCUCUUACUCAAGAGAUUCGUCAUCUUUCCCUCCGCAUCGAUACACUGCAUCAUAUCGUUGAGAAGAUAUGCAAUUUCAAAAAUCUACGCACCUUGAUAAUCUUUAAGAUGACUGAUGAUGAUUAUUUCAUUGAUGAUCUUCUCCACAACAUAUUUGUCAAACUGACAAAACUAAGGGUGGUGGAUCUUGGCGAAUUCCAAUUAAGAAAACUACCGGAAUCAAUUGGGGGCUUGAAGCAUCUGCGCCACCUUGAUCUUCAUAAGUCAUCAUUUGAAAUUUUGCCAGAAUCAAUUUAUACACUCUACCAUUUAGAGUUUCUGCAUAUAUCUAAAUGUACAUUUGUAGCAAAAGGACUAGCCAACUGGAUUAAUUUGCACCAUUUAUAUGUCUCUGCAAUGAUUUUGAAUGUAGCUGGGAUUGGGAGCUCGAAACAACUGGAGAACCUAAGACAGUUUCAGGGGGACUCGAUACAUAUUAAUGGUCUUGAGAAUGUUAAAGAAAAGGGGGAGGCCCCUGUGGAGAUAAAAGGUAUUGGGCAACUUUGUUUAGAAUGGAGUACCACCGAUAACAUUAGCAGAUCGUCAGACAUGGAUGCACAAGUACUCGAGGGUCUUCGUCCGCCUCCUGAUCUUCAUUUCCUCAAAAUCAAGGGCUAUCAGAGUUGCGUAUUGCCAAGUUGGAUGGUACGAGACCCACACCUCUUACACAAUCUUAUAUCUCUUAAGCUUGUCGAAUGUCGACAGCUAAAGCAACUCCCGAUCCUUUCCCGAACCCUGAAAAUCCUCGUGCUUUCUGCUUGCUCCUCCCUUCCAAUUGUCUCCAAAGAGGAUUUAGCAAUUAUUAGGUCCACACAAGAUGUAAGAAUUUCCCAAGUAGUGACUUUUAUGGAGGGCUUGGUUGCUACAUACGGAUCCCAUAUUGUAUCGGAAAUACGUUGGGAUUUACGGCGUGGGUAUGAUAAACAGAAAUUGCGCAAUUGGCUAGAAAAGACCAUGGACAUUGCCCACCAAAACCUGCGGGAGAAGGCGGAGGCGCAGCAAGUCCUGCUCCCUUCUCUUGGAUUUCUUGAUAUCCGCUCAUGCCCACUCACCAACAGCACAUUGCGGGAAGGUUUGCGAGGUCUGACUACUCUAAGAUCCCUGAAACUUUGUAAUAUUGUUUCACUUACAUCCCUUCCCUCGGCGGAUGUGUUGGGAUGUCUGACGGUGCUCAAAACGCUACAUGUCGAACAAUGCUGGUUCCUAACCUCGCUAGGGGGUUUGCAAGCCCUCAUCUCAUUGCAGAUUCUCUCCAUAUCCUUUUGUCCCAACCUAUCUGCAGAAGGUGGCAGCACCUCUAUCCUGCCCUCGUCUCUAAUGUGGCUCGUGAUCGAGGCAUGUCAUUGGAAGCAAUAUUUGGAUGAUUCGCAGCCUGGUCCGACUUCCUCAAUCAAUUCAGAGAGCUCAGACGUUCCAUUCGCGGCAUCCCUUCAGCUGGGUCGUCUGAAAUCACUCCAAAGUUUGAGCAUCACCAACUGUCCAAAUAUUGGUUCGUUGCUCGGUCUGCAAGAGUUGAAUCACCUUCAAAGUCUCACUUUGGUGGGAUGUCCGAAACUCGCCCAUGCAGAAACCAAGCUAGGGAAUCUCUUCGGAAGACGUUUCCACACUGAUGCUCCCUCGCUGCUCGCAGAAGAAGCCCUUGCCUCUCUCCAGCACUUGCGUAUUGCGGAGUUCAAAGAAGAAUCAUUCAGGUCGGAGGAAGAGCAAGUGUUUCAGCACCUCUUCUCGCUCCAUGAGCUAAGCUUCGAGCAUUGCAGCAUCAAGUCCUUGCCUAACAUAUCAUUCCUUAAAAAGCUGAGUAUUUCCGACUGCCCAAAUAUCACGUCAUUGCCGGAUCUGCCGGAAUCACUCCGGUAUUUGAGCAUCACCAACUGUCCAAAUAUUGGUUUGUUGCUCGGUCUGCAAGAGUUGAAUGACCUUAGAUAUCUAACUUUGAUGGGAUGUCCGAAACUCGCCCAUGCAGAAACCAAGUUAGGGAGUCCUGUUUUACGUUCUUUCCACACUGAUGCUCCCUCGCUGCUCCAUGUGCUGCUCACAGGAGAAGCCCUCGCCUCUCUCCCGCACUUGGGGAUUCACAAGUUCAAAAAAGAAUCAUUCAGCUCGGAUGAAGAGCAAGUGUUUCGCCACCUCACCUCAUUCAAUUGCCUAAGCUUCCGCAGUUGCAGCAUCAAGUCCUUGCCUAACAACUUGAAAAGCCUAUCAUCCCUUAGAAGUCUGAGUAUUAUCGACUGCCCAAAUAUCACGUCAUUGCCGGAUCUGCCGAGAUCACUUUCAGAGCUCAACUUGCAACUUUGCAAUCCGGUGUUGAAGAGGCGAUGCCACAAGCCUCAUGGCCAAGAUUGGUGUAAAAUAUCGCACAUCCCUACUGUAUUCCGUGGGAGAGGCGGCAUUUAGUGUUGGCUUGCUUUGCCAAAAUUCGGAGGUAUGCUUUCCUUGGCUUGUGGAAAGCUGGUGUUGUACGCAGUGGUUAUCGAUCCUGUUUUAAUUAUUAGCUGAUUUGUUUGCUUUUGCUCAGAGAAUAAGAUUUCCAGAUGUGGUGAGAGAGUCCAGGGCUGUUAGUUUUACUAUACUUAGCAUCAAGUCAUCGACUAUCAAGUAUGGAAUCCAAAUGGUCUUCGAAUUGAUCAGAAGAUCCUUUCAAUUGGCUAUGAUCUGCGACUUGGAAUAAAAGAGAGAAGCAUGUAUCUGCUGCUAAGUUAUACAAAUCUCAACAGCUGUUUAUGUUUGAUUUGUUUAUAAUCUGAUUCUGCUCUGCUGCAGGAGAUCACAAAAAGCAUAAUGAUGGCUCCAUCAUAAGAUAUCUAUCAUCUUGUGUUAAUUCUUCUUCUUCUUCUUCUUUUUUUUACUCCUUUCUUUUGUUGUGAAAAUAAUCCGGCAGCGGUUGAAAACUUGUAAAAAAUUUCCAAUCAACUGCACUAGAAAAUUAGCUGCAAGAAUGUCAUCAGUUUGGGUUAUUUAUUCGGUAUUGUUCAUUGACAGCGUCUGUAUCUGUAUAUUGUAAUGUGAUGAUAUUUAUCUAUAUAUAUAUAUAUAGUUGAACUGUGAGUUGGAUA